Messenger RNA from Silurus meridionalis, 2964 nucleotides. RefSeq names its product regulator of G protein signaling 14b (gene rgs14b). The record is from RefSeq and is a predicted model, not a curated record. Lineage: Eukaryota; Metazoa; Chordata; Actinopteri; Siluriformes; Siluridae. Gene Ontology annotation, biological process: signal transduction. The transcript is spliced from 17 exons. The coding region runs from base 254 to 2167 and encodes 637 amino acids. Gene Ontology annotation, molecular function: GTPase activator activity.
CUCUCAACCACCUGCCUCAUAACAGCCUUGAGACUCUACUCUCUCAGUCUUGCUUUAUGUUUCUACGUCUGGCUCUCAACUUCAACAAAACCAUUCAUCCUUUUCACAAAUCCAUCUUUCUGACGCCCUCUCUUGUUUCUUCAUCUCCUGGCUCGGUCUGGUGUUUACACAGUGAUAUGCAGCUCAUGUGAGCUCAGGAACUUGCCAUACCUCUCUCUUGGGCUUCAGCAGAACACCAGCCUACUCCGCCAGCAUGGACGCAUCUGUCUCCUUCUACCACAGACAAAACUUUGCUCCAUUUUCCAAAGAUAAGAAAGCCAUGCCUUUCCAAGAAUUUACCAGAGGGUUGUCUCAUUUUGGCCUGCGAGCUUCUCUACGCAGACGUCUGGGGAGACACAACACGCUGACCCCGAGCAGGCCUCUCAUCCUGACUAAGACACUGGCUGUCUCCGAUGGAGAGCUGAAUGCGUUGGAGCCGUUAAAGCGCACAGACAAUCAAUGCUCCAACAGUAACUCCAGUCUUCCCAGUGUGCCAAGCGGUGGGGCCAGUGGGGUGGGCCGGGUGGCCAGCUGGGCUGUCAGUUUUGAGAGGCUGCUAGAAGAUCCAUUGGGAGUGUACUACUUCACUGAGUUUUUGAAGUCCGAGGUCAGUGUGGAGAACAUUAAUUUCUGGGUGGCGUGUGAGCACUUCCGCAAGAUACCAGCCAAUAAUACUGAAAAGCUGAUCAAGGAGGCUCUCUCAAUCUACAACAGUUACCUGUCCAAAUGCGCCAGCAAUCCUAUCAACAUUGACGACAAGGGUCGUGUUGAUGAACAGGAUAUACAGAAGCCUCAUCCUGAUAUGUUCGAGAAAGCUCAGCAACAGAUCUUUAAGCUGAUGAAGUUUGACAGCUACACUCGCUUCGUUCGCUCACAGCUCUAUCAGAAUUGCAUGCUGGCUAAUGUGGAGGGCAGAUCCCUGCCAGAGCUCGGCCACUGCGCUAAACUUCCCCUGGCUGCCAGACACAGCAGCCCUGGAACCAGGGAGCUGCAGAAAUCGAAAGAGAAGGCAAAGGUGAAGAUAGGCAAGAUCGCAGGAGGAGAGACAGAAGACGUGGUAGAAAGGAGGAAAAUAACCCUUCAAGGAAAGAUGAACUGGGAGAAACGAAAAGAGAAGAGAGGAUCCUGGGGAGAGUCACAAAUGACUGGAAGACCUGGAUCUUUUCACUGUGCAGAGGUGGAACGAUUAGUUGCUCGUUCAACUGACUCUGCAAGUGAUUCUAAAACCACGGCUGAUAAGUAUUGCUGCGUGUUUCUGCCUGAUGGCACGGCCUCACUGACCCCUGCCCGACACGGCAUCACCAUUCGCCGCAUGCUUACAGGGCUGUGUGAAAAAAGAGGCCUUCCUCUGUCUGAGAUCAUCAUCUACCUUCAGGGAAAAGACAAGCAACCACUUUCCUUGGACCAAGACAGCUCAGUACUAAAGGAUCAGCAGGUUCUUCUGGAGCUGCGAGUGACAUUUGCUCUGGAGGUAGCUUUCACAGGUAAGAGUGUGGCUAUGGUGGUGAAAUCCAACAAGACCCUACAGGAGGUGUUGACUUCACUUCUCCAAAAACACCGCCUCCGACCCCAGGAUGUCUUUGUCACCAUGAAAGGAAGCCAAGAGCUGAUAAACAUGAACACAAUCGUCACCAAUCUGGCUAACAAGACACUAAUAUUAGACAAAGUACAAGGUAUGGACCAGGGCCUUGGCUCCAACACAACUGCUAUUUCAUCUUUACAGGGACGCCGAGGCGCUGUGGAUGUCGACCCGAGCUCUUUGAACACACUUUAUCGAUCAAAUCCCAAACAGAAAAACCCUUCUCUGAGAAGAGCCUAUGAUAUGGAAGGUCUGGUGGAGCUGUUGAACCGAGCUCAGGGCUGCAGUGCCGAUGACCAGCGGGGCCUCCUGAAAAAAGAAGAACUCAUCCUGCCCGAUUUUCUCCAGGUGGAGGAACGUGAUGAGGAAGAGGAACGGCAGGAGGAGCAAAGAAGCACAUCUCCCCAGGGAUUCAUAUCGCCAGACCCCACUUCAUGCACAGAAGGAGAUGUGGUGAAUUCUUCUAAGUCUUCACUUUGCUCCACAGAGCCUGUAGACAGGAUGGGAUCUAAAAAGCAUUCGAAUCCAGCUCGGGAAACAGUGGUAUGAGCCGGAGCCCGGCUGUAAUGGAUGUUAUUUUUAUUUUGAGAGUGUUUGCACUGAACAUGAAGGCUGCUUAGGAAACAGAGGACACUCGGCUCAAAGAGCUUGCGGGACUUGGUUGGAGGACGGAAUAAGAUGUUUACAGUUCUUGUAGAUCAGCAAAGUGUUAAUGUUCAGUGGAGUGUAUUUAUUUGAAAAUGGCUGUUAAAUAUAUAUCAGUUGCUUUAAAACCCUGGAUUACUUUUUUUUGCCUUUAGACUGCAUUUUUAUUACAUGUAUUUUAUAUCAAUAUAUAUAUAUUUUUAAAAUCUUAUAUUAAUAUCAAUAUAUUUUCCAUUUUUUCCAUAAUUUGCUCUUUACUUAUUCCCACUCACCAGCCAGCCCUUCCCUAUCAUGGGCUCAUGGGCUUCCUCUGAGAUGCAUGAAGCAAGGCAACCAUGUUGUUUUUUUUUGUUUGUUUGUUUUUUCGAUUUGCUGCUCAUAGUUACCACUGUAGCAACGAUUUCCCUUAAACGUUAGUUUGAUUGUUAACUUUAUUAUAUUUACAGCAGGAAAUUGCAUCAAACUCAUAUCUUAAGUUUAAUAAAAAUACACUUUCAUACUGUAAAUCAUUUAAAGAUUUGGCUAGCUAGUUUAGCUAGCCAAAAAAAACCUGAUUUUGGUUUUAGUUUUAAAAUCAGAAUCAGAAACAGCAUUAUAUUGAAUUGUUCUUGCUCACACCCAGAAUUUUCCAAGGCGCCUCCGGGACAGGCUAAAUCUACACUAAUCUGGAUUAAUAAAAAAACUGCGUUUGCAUCUAAAAA